Molecule: messenger RNA, 1707 nt
Organism: Colletotrichum fioriniae
Lineage: Eukaryota; Fungi; Ascomycota; Sordariomycetes; Glomerellales; Glomerellaceae
Biological process (GO): transmembrane transport
Cellular component (GO): plasma membrane
Molecular function (GO): transmembrane transporter activity
Source: RefSeq, a predicted model, not a curated record
AUGCCCGCCUACAGCGAAUCCGCAGAAGAUGCUACAGAUAGUCUGCCAUAUUUGCAGCGCAAUCGAUCCUCUCUGUCAGAGACGGUGAGGAGGAUUGAUGAAGAUGAAGCACGCCAAAGAUAUGAGGCUCGUGCUGAAGAGCAGGGUCUGGACGAAAAGAAGAUGGCCAGCCCCAACUCAUCAAGCGACGAAGAUGAGCCGACGAUAAUAUCUUGGGAUGACGGCGACCCAGAGAACCCGUAUAACUGGUCACACACCAAAAAGUUCCUGAUCCUUUGCUUAACCAUGAUGCAAGUCAUCAACAGCACGAUGGGCUCAGCCCUCCCGUCCAACGCGAUCCCCUUCAUAACCGCCGAAUGGGGCAUCACAAAUGAGCAACAGCAGGUCUUGCCCAUCUCCGUCUUUCUCAUCGGCUACGUUUUCGGGCCCGUAGUCUGGGCACCUCUCAGCGAGCAUCUCGGCCGGAGAAUGUUGACCAUUAUAACCUUUGUCAUGUUCACCAUCUGGACCAUGGCCUGCGCCCUCGCGCCCAACUGGCCUGCAUUCCUCUUCUUCCGCUUGUUCACUGGCGUCUUCGCCAGCUCACCCAUCGCUAUCGUGGCCGGUAUCCUCGCAGAUAUCUACGGUGACACUGAGACCCGCGGCCGUGCCAUGACGGCCUUCAUGGUCACAACCACCUUCGGCCCUCUCUUCGCCCCCAUCGUUUCUGGUUUCUGCUCCACGACAAUAGGCUGGCGCUGGUCCUUCUGGGUGGCUCUCAUCUACGCCGGCCUGACCCUCAUCCCGAUCCUCCUUCUCCCCGAGACCUACGCGCCCGUCCUGCUCCUCCGACGAGCACGAAAGAUCCGCAAAUUAGACCCCUCCGCCGCCGUCAUUGCGCCCCGCGAGAUGGAGAGCACAGACUUCAAGCACAUCGCAACCGUCGUCCUCACCCGCCCCGUGCGCAUGAUUAUCUUCGAGCCCAUUGUCAGCUGCACGUGCGCCUACCUGGCCCUCGUCUAUACAAUUUUCUACAUGUCCUUCCAGGCCUUCCCCAUCAUCUUCCAGAAGCUCUACGGCCUCUCUCCUGGCGUGGCCGGGCUGGCCUACCUCCCCAUAGGCGCCGGCGCCCUGCUGGUGGUGCCCAUCUUCAUCGGCUGGGAACAGGGCCACCUCCGCGCGCAGCGCAGCGGUCGCGCGUGGGCGAAGCGCGAAGAGUUCCGCCGUCUCCCUCUAGCCUGCGUCGGCGGACCGCUGUUCUUCAUCUCUUUGUUCUGGCUGGGCUGGUCUUCCAGAGAGGGCGUCAGCUUCGUCGUGCCCAUGUUGGCGGGAAUCCCGUUCGGAAUGGGCUUCAUGCUCAUCUUCAUCGCGCUGCUCAACUACCUCACCGAUGCCUACGAGAUCUUUGCGGCCAGCGCCAAUGCGGCGGCCUCGACUAGUCGGUCUCUACUCGCUGUCGUGCUGCCGCUAGCGACGACGCGCAUGUUUAAUAAGCUCGGCAUUGCUGGUGCUUGUAGCUUGCUAGGUGGAUUUAGUGCUAUCAUGUGCAUCAUUCCCUUCAUCUUUAUCUGGAAGGGUGAGCAGAUUCGAGCGGGGUCACGGUUUUGUAUCGCGCUUAGGGAGAGGAAAGCUGAGAUGCAGAGAAAGGUCGAGGAGCAGAAACAAAGGGAGGAAGCGAGGAGGGUCAGGUUGAGGGACAGCUCUGGGGCCCGGAAAGAGGAGGUUUGA